This is a messenger RNA of Endocarpon pusillum Z07020, 1287 nucleotides long. RefSeq lists its product as uncharacterized. Gene Ontology annotation, molecular function: structural constituent of ribosome. NCBI's taxonomy places the organism in Eukaryota, Fungi, Ascomycota, Eurotiomycetes, Verrucariales, Verrucariaceae. The transcript is spliced from 2 exons. Bases 1 to 1287 code for a protein of 428 amino acids. Gene Ontology annotation, cellular component: mitochondrial small ribosomal subunit. The record is from RefSeq and is a predicted model, not a curated record.
AUGAUUGGUGAGCGAAAAGCUCUGCGCAAACGCAUCGUCAUCAGCAACACGAAUGCACUUGAGGUUCAAGGGUUGCGGGACUUGAAUGUGAAGAAUAUGGUGGAUGAGACUCAAAUUGGACAGAUGCUCGCGUUGAAUGAAGAGCUACUGGAUCAUUUGAGGGACGUGAGGGCGUUUAAGCCGACGCAGAAUUGGAAUAUGUUUCGGAAGCCCAGCACCUUGAUGAGGAGGGAGAGCGUGGAGAUGGGAAGGACCAUACUGGAUGUCAGUGCUGGUCAGGCAGAAGAGAGGCCAAGGACUGUCAGAAGGAUCAUUGCUGGAGAGCGAGGUACUGGGAAAAGUCUCAUGCUGUUGCAGGCGAUGAGCAUGGCUUUCCUCAAUGAUUGGGUGGUGAUCAAUGUGCCAGAGGGUCAGGAGUAUACGAUUGCUCAUUCUGCCUAUGCCCCUAUGACUAUUAACUCAGCAAGGCAGCUGUCACCCGAUCAAGCCGCCCAGACAGCAUCAAAGCAAUCACAGGGCUCACAGGAAAUGAUCUACAACCAGCCAACCCUGACCGCUGAGCUAUUACAGCGUAUUUCUAAGUCAAAUGAAAACGUUCUGAAGAGGAUCCCGCUGGCGCAUGAGUACAAGUUUGGAGAUUACGAGCCAAAGAACCUAUACUCUCUUGCCGUCGUCGGUGUUGAGGAGACAAGCUUGUCCUGGAAAGUUUGGCAAACAUUAUGGGAAGAGCUCACAUCCCCAUCAGAGCGGCGGAGGCCGCCUGUACUGGUUGCAAUAGAUGGGAUCGAUCACUGGAUGACGCUGAGCAAGUAUAGAUCUGCAGACUAUAAACCAAUUCAUGCUCACCAGCUUGCGCCAAUACGACACUUCGUUGAGAUGCUUUUCAACCAAAAUGGAGCUGGACAGCUAGCGAAUGGAGGAAUUGUUCUCGCCGCCACGACUGGUUCGAACGCUCCGUCGGUACCUGCUUUUGAACUUCUGCUGAAGCAGCUAGACGCACGCGCGAGAGGACUAAAGAUGGGAGACAAUGAAUUUCCCAUGCCUCAGCCAUACAAGACAGUGGAUCAGAGGGUGCUCAAUCUCCUCGAAGGAAGUGCUGAGCUGAAUGUUCAAAGAUUGAAGGGCUUGGAGAAGGAUGUGGAAGCGAAGGGCCUGCUGGAGUACUUUGCGAGGAGCGGCGUCUUCAGGGAGGUGGUGAGUGAGAGGACAGUAGCUGAAAAGUGGUCCUUGGCUGGCGGUGGAGUGAUUGGAGAGCUGGCGAGGUUCGGAUCGAGGUUAAGAGUUUGA